Messenger RNA from Prinia subflava (tawny-flanked prinia), 1771 nucleotides. Its product is annotated as complement C1q and tumor necrosis factor-related protein 9A-like. The coding region runs from base 35 to 1069 and encodes 344 amino acids. Lineage: Eukaryota; Metazoa; Chordata; Aves; Passeriformes; Cisticolidae. Gene Ontology annotation, molecular function: protein binding. The record is from RefSeq and is a predicted model, not a curated record. The transcript has 3 exons.
CAUUUCAGCCAAAGUCAUAUAACCUAUCUAAAGAAUGAGAAGCUGGAUUGUACUGCUGGCUAUUGUAGUCAGCACAGCAGAAACACAAACCCAGGACGUCUGCACCCAAGGGUAUCCUGGCAUCCCUGGCAAUCCUGGGCACAAUGGCUUACCUGGUCGUGAUGGGCGUGACGGGUCCAAAGGAGACAAGGGAGAUGCAGGUGAACCAGGAGUUCCCGGCAGUCCAGGAAAAGAUGGUGUCAAUGGAGAAAAAGGUGAACAAGGAACCAAUGGGACUGUUGAAGAGAAGGGCAACAAAGGAGAUAAAGGAGAAAGAGGACCACCUGGGAAACUGGGACCAAAAGGAUUUAUAGGAUCAGUGGGUUACAAAGGUCAGAAGGGAGAGCUGGGAUUGCCAGGACAAAAGGGGUUAAAAGGAGACAUUGGACCCAUAGGUCCAAAAGGGACAAAGGGUGAAAUUGGCCAUCCUGGAAGAGUUGGUUUCCCGGGGCCAAUUGGCCCGAUUGGUAAUCCAGGUCCUAAAGGUAAUACUGGAGCUAUAGGGCCACAGGGUAAUCCAGGAGUCCAGGGGGAAAGAGGCUUGAAAGGAGACAGAGGAGACAAGGGGAACGUAGGUGCCCCAGGAGUGCUGCCAAGGAGUGCUUUCAGUGUUGGUCUUACAGCCAACACCAAGUUUCCCCCUCCGAAUCGCCCGAUCAGGUUUGACAAGGUGCUAUAUAACAGUCUGAAUGACUUCAACUCAGCUACUGGCAAGUUCACCUGCAAACACCCCGGUGUUUACUACUUCACCUACCACAUCACCGUCUACUCGAGGAACGUGCGGGUAGCUCUCGUUAAGAACGGCAUCAAGAUGCUGCACACGGUGGACAGGUACCAGAGCGGAGAGGACCAGGCCUCGGGAGCCACCAUCCUCGAGCUGCAGGGAGGAGACGAGGUGUGGCUGCAGGCGCACCAAGGAGAGGCGUUCAACGGGCUCUUUGCAGACGGCGAUGACGACACCACCUUCUCUGGGUUCCUCCUGUUCAGCACCGCUGACCCGCCGGAGCCACUGCUGCCGCCCACCCCGUAACUCCGCCUUAUCGCUGCAUGCUGCAGGCCCGCGCCCUUCAGCCCUCCCUGAGAAAGCUGUUAGCUGCUGGACAACUCCUGCUGGAUCCAACAGAAAAUGGUUGGUUUCAGGAACAGCUUCUGCACUAGAGAGGACAAGUCUUCAGAACCUACAGUGCUGGGCUUAACGCAUUCGUGGUUUGGUGACUUACUGUAGGCAUUCACAGGGGUGUGUACGCCAGUCCUGAAGAAAAAGUGUAAAGCAAAGUAGGAUAAAAUAAAAGACAAAAGUUCCGGAAUUAUGUCGUGUGGGACAUCUUGUACAAACCAGAAGCAACAGUUACUUCCAAGAGAGUUUAUAGCUUGCAAUGUGGCAUGUGUAGAUGGACAUGAAACUCAGUUUGCAUCUGGCCACUGUAAAGUAAUGUUUAAACUUGGAAUUAGUGUAAUUUGAUACCUCUACAGAAGCUGCUUGCUGUGUGGUGCAAUGGAGUUUCAUUGUUUCGUUUACAGCUUUUAAAUAUGGUUCUUUGCUCCCUGUGCAGUCACAGGUCUGAAAUUGAGCAAACUGGAGGGAUAUGAGGAAGUGCCACGUGGAUUCUCCACGUGGAUGUGGGCAGAUAUUCAAGGCCAGUGCAAAAAUACAGCAUAAAGCUGCUGUACUUCAGAAUUAGCUGGUGCAAAAAAAAUUCUCCCAGAUUAAAGAUGAUACUUAAUGAACACA